AAAACCAGGCGGUAACCCGGAAAAAGGCGGAGAGCCCGUCUCACUCGCCCUCUCGUGUCUGUGCCCGGAUACAUCCUGUAACCAAUGAGCGAAUCGGAGUGUGCGCAGGGUGGAACCAAGGGUUGGUACAUCGGCAAGGCCACGACUCCGAACGCUCUCCCUGGGAUUGGCCAGCCUCAGACCCACUCUGAUUGGUGUGCGCCUGGCGCGGGUUCAGACAAACUGUCCUCGGGUUAGCGGCCAUCUAUAACUUCUAGGGCGCUAAUUCCCGUUAGCCUUCUUGGGCGUGGUGCCCUCUGAUUGGUUGGCAAACUGCGCGGGCUCAGGCCCAGAGCGUUGGCCGCGGCCGUGCGAAGACCCAGGCAAGUCACUCCCUGACUGGCUAGCCCUAGCGCCCUUGCUGUGGACUCGGCUUUAGAUUUCAAUUUACAGGAAAUCACCAGGCUCUGUAUUCAGUACAGUACUGUAUCAAGACAUGGAUUGGGACCAGUUUGACAUGAACCCCAAAGUGAUAGCUGCUGUUAAAAAAGCUAAUAUAAAAUCAAUAAAAGAGAUUUUGAAUCUUUCUGGAGCAGACUUGCAAAGGCUGACAAAACUGUCCAGUAUGGAUGUACAGUGCUUACUGAAAACAGUCUCUGGUACACUGAGGAAAAGCUGUGUGCUUACAGCACUUCAGCUGUACCAAGACAAAGAUCACUGCACAUCCCAACAUCAGAAACUAAGCCUGGGUUGCUCACUACUAGAUAGCUUAUUAAGAGGUGGCAUUCCUGUGGUGGGGAUCACAGAACUUGCUGGUGAGAGCUCUGCUGGGAAGACUCAGAUUAGUUUGCAGCUGUGCCUUUCUGUGCAAUAUCCUUAUGAAUAUGGAGGAUUAGAAUCUGGUGCUGUCUACAUUUGCACAGAAGAUGUUUUCCCAAAUAAACGCUUGCAGCAACUGAUUGAUCAACAACAUAAAUUUAGGGCAGAUGUUCCACUUGAUGUCAUACAGAAAAUAAAAUUUGGAAACAGUGUUUUCAUUGAGCAUGCCGCAGACCUUUCCAGACAACAAUUGGGCCUCCUAUGUUGGGAAACAAUGGACACAUUCUACAACUGCAUUGCUAAAAGGAUUACCGUACUGCUCUCAAGAGGCAUGGUGCGUUUGGUGGUCAUUGAUUCUAUGGCUGCUUUGUUUCGAUGUGAAUUUGGCGCAAAAGAUUCAGUUAUGAAAGCCAGAUAUCUGCAGACAUUCGGAGCAAAACUUCACAGUUUAAGCAGUAGAUUCAGAACGCCAAUACUGUGCAUUAAUCAGGUAAUGGAUGCAGUGGAUGAGACAGAUGUUGCUCAGAGCAAUUUUGGCUUAUUGGAUAAGAACGUUUCUCCAGCACUUGGGCUAACCUGGUCCAACCAACUGUUGAUGAGAUUGAUGGCCAGUCGAACAACACAAUCAGAACAGUCACCUGGAGGUGCAUUACAGCACACUGGAAGUGUUUUGAGGACUUUAAGUGUGGUUUUUGCUCCUCAUCUCCCUCAGUCCUUUUGCUGCUAUGCAGUAAAUUUGGAAGGUGUGAAAGGAGUAAAAGUGAAAACCCCCCUGUGAAAAUGUUACAUAUCUAUAUACUCCAAAGAUAGAUAUUCAAGAUUGUGAAUCAAGAAGCCAUUUGCCUAAUUUUUUUUCAUCUGUAGAAAAAAAGAUGCCUAACAUGUAUGUGGAAAAUGUUGCUUGGACAAUACAUUUUUAUAACCAUAUUCUGAGAAAAUACAGAAGCAGUGAUAGAGAAUAGAUUUGUGUACCUACUUUUAGGUUCAGUUAGGUUUCCACCUUGAUGCAUCUAUCUUGGAAAAGAAGGGAUCUUAAUAAAAUAUUACCUGCAUCUUUGGGAUGCAGACUAUACUAAAUGCUGGCCUUCUUUAAACACUUACUGAAGUAGGCCAGCUGUACUUUCAAAUGCUGACUCUAGCAGGGAAAUAGCAUGUUUAUAAAAAGAAAAGGAGGACUUGUGGCACCUUAGAGACUAACAAAUUUAUUUGAGCAUAAGCUUUCGUGAACAACAGCUCACUUCAUCGGAUGCAUGCAGUGGAAAAUACAGUGGGGAGAUGUAUAUACACAGAGAACAUGAAACACUGGGUGUUACAGUGUGUAUGGUAACAAGAGUGAUCAGGUAAGGUGAGCUAUUACCAGGACUAGAGCGGGGUGGGGAACCUUUUGUAGUGAUCAAGGUGGGCCAUUUCCAGCAGUUGACAAGAACAUGUGAGGAACAUGGGGAAAUAGUUUUACUUUGUGUAAUGACCCAUCCACUCCCAGACUUUAUUCAAGCCUAAAUUAAUUGUAUCCAGUUUGCAAAUUAAUUCCAAUUCAGCAGUCUCUCAUUGGAGUCUGUUUUUGAAGUUUUUUUGUUGAAGAAUUGCUGCUUUUAAGUCUGUAAUCGAGUGACCAAAGAGACUGAAGUGUUCUCCGACUGGUUUUUGAAUGUUAUAAUUCUUGACGUCUAAUUGUCACAAUCCAUUGUCUACGGCCAAGCUCUACGAUACAGCCGCAUUUGCUCCAACCCCUCAGACAGAGACAAACACCUACAAGAUCUUUAUCAAGCAUUCUUACAACUACAGUACCCACCUGCUGAAGUGAAGAAACAGAUUGACAGAGCCAGAAGAGUACCCAGAAGUUACCUACUACAGGACAGGCCCAACAAAGAAAAUAACAGAACGCCACUAGCCAUCACCUUCAGCCCCCUCUCCAAUGCAUCAUCAAGGAUCUACAACCUAUCCUGAAGGAUGACCCAUCACUCUCACAGAUCUUGGGAGACAGGCCAGUCCUUGCUUACAGACAGCCCCCCAACCUGAAGCAAAUACUCACCAGCAACCACACACCACACAACAAAAACACUAACCCAGGAACCUAUCCUUGCAACAAAGCCCGUUGCCAAUUGUGUCCCCAUAUCUAUUCAGGGGACAUCAUCAUAGGGCCUAAUCACAUCAGCCACACUAUCAGAGGCUCGUUCACCUGCACAUCUACCAAUGUGAUAUAUGCCAUCAUGUGCCAGCAAUACCCCUCUGCCAUGUACAUUGGCCAAACUGGACAGUCUCUACGUAAAAGAAUAAAUGGACACAAAUCAGAGGUCAAGAAUUAUAACAUUCAAAAACAUUACAUUCCCUCUUAUCCCAACACUGCCUACUUUGCUUAAGUGCCUUCGGUGGGGGACCUUGUCAAAGGCUUUAUGGAAGUCCAAAGUUACACUAAAUCCACUGGAUCUUCCACGUUUGUUGAUCCCCCUCAAAGAAUUCUAAUUUAUGGGAAAUCAUGUCUUACAAUUUAGAAAAGUUAUGUUGACUCUUUCUCAACAUUCAUCUAUCCGUCUGAGAAUUCUGUUGUUUUCAGUACCAAGCGAAUUCAUUAAUACUGUAGUAGUUACAAUUUCUGGCCUGUAAUUGCCAGGAUCGCCUCUGGAGCCUCCUUUAAAAAUUAUCACAUCUGCUACAGAGGCUGAUUUAAGUGACAGGUUACAUACCACAGUUAGUAGUUCUGCAGUUUCAUAUCUGAGUUCUUUCCUUAGUAUAUGCACAAAGGCAUGUAAAUAAAUAUGGCCAGUUAAGUGGCUUGUGUUUAAACAAGAAUUUAAAAACAAACAAAACCAAAAAAACCUUCAGGAUUCUAUUUCACAUCAGAUGUCAGAAGAAGCAUAGCUGCUCUAGGGUCAAUGCCGUUGAUCUACAACUCUCAUAAGCCAGUUUGACUGUUUAAAACUGGAACAGUGGUUCAGGUGCUUUAAAACUAAAGGGGAAAGAAGUGAUUUAAUACCUCUUUGAAAUUACCCCACAGCACAGUCAAUUAGUAGUCCUUAUUUGAACAUCCAAAUAUAGUCCUGGAUCUUGCAGGUUACAACAGUUUAUAAUAAGUUUCUUGAGCUUUCUGCACCCACAAAAAGAAAAAGUGAUUCUAGAGUUUAAAACAACAAAACCCUCCAGUGUUCACAGUGAUGCGCUUAUCAUACAGUCAAAUAAAGUCAAUGUUUAAGAGAAUUUCUUUACUGUAUUUUAUUUCAUCAGCUAUAGCUGUAUAGAGGGUUCACAUAUCUUAAAAUUGCAUUUAUGAACUACACUUUAAUUCAAUACAAGUUAGGUGGUGUAAAACCCAUGAAAAGCAGAUCUGUAUACAGUGCUAAGUAUUUGUUUUGUGGGUGUUCCUUAUUUUUCAGCAGAAUAUUAUCAGCAAUACAGGAACAUACUAUAACUCUCCAUUGUAAGUCACAGCUGUUCCAGAAGUUUUUUCUUUUAUGUAAUAAAUGCAUUUUAUUUAGGAACUGUCCCUUAUUAUAGCUUUAUUAAUCUUUGGGUUUCACAACUGAGGUUUGCUUCUGUACAGGAAAAAUACAUGACUAAGUGCUUUUUACAUGAAAGAUUUACAUUCUAAAAUGCAUAAAUACACCCAACUUUAUUUUACAUAGAACUAUUGUAAGAUUACAUUUAAAUAUUUUAUUUUUGCACUUUGAAAAUAAACAUCAAAUCAAACCAUAGCUCUGUAACAGAUACAAAGUAAAGAGACAUUCAGUGGUAACAUGAUAUGCUUCUGGAUCCAGAUUGCUGUUGAAAAUUAGAAUGGUAGGACAGGUUUCAGAGUAACAGCCGUGUUAGUCUGUAUUCGCAAAAAGAAAAGGAGUACUUGUGGCACCUUAGAGACUAACCAAUUUAUUUGAGCAUAAGCUUUCGUGAGCUACAGCUCACUGCAGUUUCCACAGUGUGCAUCCGAUGAAGUGAGCUGUAGCUCACGAAAGCUUAUGCUCAAAUAAAUUGGUUAGUCUCUAAGGUGCCACAAGUACUCCUUUUCUUAAUGGUAGGACAGUUAUUCUGUGCACUGUAAAGACACUGGUAUAUAAAAAAGUGCAUUUAUGGAACUAAAGUGUUAAGACAACAGAUCUAGUUAAAAGCCUAACCUUUAACUUCAUUACAAGUUCUGCAUUUAAAUCACAGUGAUUUACUGAUAUUUGUUACGAUUAAGGUUUUGUUUUAUUUUGAAGCUUUUCAGUUCUUAUCCUUCAAGAAAGGAAUUCAGGGUUCUGUUUCUCCUUCAACAGUUGGAAAUAUACUGUACAGUAUUUGAGAGCUAAGAUCAACACAAGCACCCUCAAAAUCAGUCUUUGAAGGAUUUAAAACUAACGUUUGUAAUCUAAAUCCACAGAUUUUUUUUUACUUGGACUUAAAGGGAAAGGUGACAUUACUAUCCUUAAAGACAGAGCCCUGCAAAUCUGCUAAUAUCUGUGGACCAGAUGCAGAUACAAAUUUUGUAUCUGAGCAGGGCUCUACUUUAAAAGAUGUUACUGACCUCCAUUUGCCUCCCCAACCCAACAAAACCAAAAUACCCUUAGUUAUUUAAUAGAACUUGAGCUGUGCAUUCUUAAUUUGUUAAUUUUGUUACACCAACCUCCAAGUCACAUAGGAAAAUACUUUUCAUAAUUUAAAAAAACUUCAUAGAGCUUUAAGUUGGAGACAGUGUCUGAUGAAUACAUCGAGAUGCUGAAGAUUCCUCAUUAUUUUACCAAUUUUUAGUAUUCUUUUUAUAUCAAAUUGUAUGUAGUUCUUAGUAUACAUUAACAAAACCAAAGUAGAACUAAUCUGCCACACUUUUACAGUCCUAGGCAUCUUCAGUGCUUUAAAAUGCAGGUGGAAUGUUAACCACUGAAUUUUAGCUACGAUCUUUUAAAUUAUUCCUAUUUUAAAGCAGUCAUAACAAUUGUAUUACAGGGAUAUAAAGAGUUUUGCCACUCUAUCACGUAAGCCUUCAUUUUUUCACCAAGAAGGUGUAUUUUAGGGCUGCUGAACUCAGGGUGAUGAAUGUGAUCAACGUGUGGGUAACUUUUCAUUUAGCUCGACUUUAAAAAAACAAAACAAAAAAACACACUACUUACCUCUUCCACUCAAAGUACUCAGACUACAAAUGAUUUGAAACAAAUGUAAACUUUCACAACUUCCCCUCACAAAUUAACCAUUUACUUUUUAAAGAGUAUUUAUACCCAUGCAUUUACAAAAAUACAUUUUUAUCAUAAUGCAAAGUCUGUACUAUAAAACUAAACUUUACACGUUCAUGCUUUCCUUCCAAUAUUUAUUCUUUUGAUAUAGGCAGACACUUUGAUUACUAAAAUGCAAUACAUACACUUAGCAGCUUUCAGACAAAGUAAGUGACCUAACUUGACAAAAACUAAAUUGUACACUUGAACCUAUCAAAUAUUGUAAACAUACAUUAGAUGAAGCACUGCAUGCACACCCCAUUUUAACGGUACAUACAUAACACAACCAUGCUUGGUUUUCUCUUUUGUUUUCUAAGUCAAUGGAAUCCUUUAACUGUACAGAUGAACCACGGAUACUUCAAGCUUAAACCUUUUUGAAUUAUUACCACUCAUCCUUAACAAAAUACAAGAGCAUGAAAAUAAAUGUCAAACGUAGUUCAUCCAUAGUUUGUUUUAAAUACCUUGCUACCACUGGGGACAUUGUUUACAAACAGUAAACUGCUAGUUCAGUCACCCAUCUACAAAGGGAGCUUAUGAAUCACUGCUAAAUUUUACCAUAAUAUUUAAUUAGAUCUUCAAUCAAAAACAAAUAGUGACAGUCCUGAUAGCAACUGGUGCACAACAUGACAGAGUCUAGCAAAAAAAUUAAAAAGGAAGUGUCAACGAUUAUUUAAAAGUAAACUCAGAAGUCCACUUAAAAACAAACAGAUACAUACACUGGCAAAGUAAUUUUUUGGAUCAUUUAAACAGAAGGAAGUUUGAUACCAAAAUCCACAGAAAAAGUACAUAGAUUUUGCAAGUUGUUAAAAGAGUGGUUUUGUAUGGGAAGGCGGUGUGGGAUAGAAAAGUAGGUCAACAUUUUAACCUUAUCAUUCCUUGACAGGAUUCCUUUAAAUAACAUAAAGCACGCAAGUCACAUCUGUAAGCACAGUACUAAUAGUACCACCUACAAUAUUUUAUUGAGCUAUUUAAAAACCUAAAGUUGAGAUUCCACUAACACCAGCGUCUGACAUACUCUAGUCUUGAAUUUUAAAGACCAUUUAAUAAAAUGUAUAGUUAAGCAGGUCUGAAUUAAGUUUUAAAUAUUUAAACAGAUUUCUAUUUACACAACAAGUUCCAGUUCUUUGAGAGGCUGCAAAAACAUUAAUUCAAAUUUGAAAGAUAAAGGCUUGGAAACAAGUUCUUAGAUUGCACCAAAUAUCUAAUCUCAAAGUCAUCUUUGGGUUAGAAUAGCUACCUUUCUACAAAGUCAGACCUUUAUAGGUGCUCUUCACAUUGGUGAAAGUCACCUUGGAUGUAAAGGGCCUGUAAAAAGUCCUCUGGGCCACUAUUACUGUGAUAUCUCCUCCUAUACCAGCAAAGGCUAACUUGUAGGGCAGGCCUUUGCACUAGAAAUCCUUCGUAGUCAUUGCAAAAGGGACAGCUGACACAAAGCAGUUGUGGUAGCCCUGUGGCCUGCCCACCAGUUAGCAAUGGAUACCAUCUUCUUACCCACCCAGCAACUGCUGUUUAGUUCCACGGGCAAAGCUAGUUUACUUCAAACUUUGUGCAGAGAACUAUGAAUCCACCAAACAUAUAUGUGAUGUUUUACUAAAAUAAUAUAAGAUCUCUAAAAAAAAAUUAAAAUUCGAGCCCACAUUAUGUCUACAUCUAUAAAAUAACUGAGCAACAAUUUGUUCUCAAGUUCAUCAAUGAAUUGCACUAGUCUGCACUAAAACCACUACACAUUAGCAGCAUCUUGUUUCCAUUUCUGGACUGUUUUUAUGGCAAGUAUACCAUAUAUACAAUUUUCUUCUUUACAGAGAUGCUAAUGAAGUACCUCAUAGUAAACAUAAGUGCAUUACACAUAUAACUUGUUGCAUCAGUCAUUAAAAUAAGCUUUAAAACCAGAUGCAAGUUGGUCAAGCAGUUAUAAAAGUAUUCGGUCUAGUGAGUUCUUCACAGCCUGAUCAAAUACCAAAACUUAUUGUUUACCUUCCUCUGUCUUACCUCAAUGUGUGUUAGUCUUGGAUUAGUAUUCCAGCUUGUCCCAUAGUUAUCUUUUUGUUCUGUAUAUUUCAGUUACUUCUCUAUAUUCACAAACACAUGCACAUUUUUACUUUCUCCUUCCACUUGCAUGUAAAUAACAGUUUUCACCUGUCUGCAAAAUUCGAAGUGUGGUGUUUUAAAAAUCACAUAUUUUACAGAAAAAACAAACUGAAAAUGUUAGUGUUCACAAGAUACUUAAACUUUACAUACUUAGUCUCAGCAGCAGGCCUGAAUACAGACAGCAUAUCUAUUAAUUGUAUAUAGAUUAAAAAAGGAUGGCUGAUCAAAAAUGUGACCUGUCUGCCAAAUAAGGGCAUCUAGUGCUUCUGAUGGGGCCCUAAACAUAUUAAACUUAAGUGGAGAGUUUCACAAGUAGGUCCUCUGCACAGCAGCUAUUCCACAGUAUAACAGCCUAGCAUGCAGUCACCUGCUUCAUUUGCUCCUGUUGCCAUCAACUAAUAUGGAGAGAGGCAAGAGUUGAAACAAGCAUGAAGAAACAAUGGAGUAGUUUUAGCCUAAAGAGAACUAAGGGAUAAGAACUUCAGUGGACAGGCAGAAAAGUGUCAGCAACCUGAGGCAUAAUAUUUUGCAUUAAAGCAGCAGCUGCUGCUCUGGGACAGUUGCACCCCACAGCUUCAAUAUGCAUCUACUGUAAAAAAAAAAAUACAGGCCAAAACGUUUGCCAUUUCCCCCUGAUCAAAAUGAACUGUACGAUCACCACUGAUUACUGGGCCUUAAGACCUACAUCAAUAAAUAAGAUAGGAAAUUUCAUAGUUACAGGUAUUGAUAAGCAUGCCACCUAUAGUUAAGGUAGUCUAAGUGUUUCCAUUAUAAAAUUUAUUUUCUAGAUCUACUGGUUAAGGAAUCCAAAAUUUAAGUUCUACUUUUCAGGCAAGAUAUCUGAAAUUGUGACUCUCAGUCAUGCAAGGCAAAGUCACACCAAUACAGUAUACCCCAUUUUGAAUUUAUACAGUAAUGCACAUAACCGAUACUUGUCUCAUUCAAGCACUGUAUAUAUUUUCUGCUACACAUUUCAUUUAAUCUGUUUUCAAAUAUCAAUAUAGAGAACCCUUUAUACUCCUUUGCAUUUUGGUAUGUUUUAUAUGCAUUUCUAUUUUUUCAGUUUUCAGCUGCUGUGAUAUUCAGAUCUGUUAACAGAAAUCAACAUACGUAGCAUGAAUGACAGCAGUGCAAUGAGCAAUAUAUAUCUAUAUCAUUUCUCUUUAGAAGAAAAUAUCCAUUAACACUAUGUUUAAAAAUGUCACUACUAUUUUAGAAAAGUAAAAACAGCAGUCCAUUGCAAAAGAGUCUACAAAUUAGAUGUUCCUAUAGAGACUGAUAAGGAACCAAAGCUUUGAGAGUCUCAGUGCUUCUUUAUUCACAAAGAAAUUUUAGCUAGUUUCUGUCCAAGAACUUCAAUGUGCCAAAUCAGUGUGACUGGCACUCAGAGCUCUUGAGUCUGUCAGACAAUUAUUUCGUUCCUGUAUGAAAAAAAUGAAAAAAAAUUAUUAAAAUGCUUGAGCAACCUGGAUGUCUGCAUAAAAAGAAUGAUAAAAAAAAUUUAAAAAUUAAAACAAAUACUUGAACAAUUGGUGUACUUUAGGAAACUAGUAUUGCUUACCUACUUUAGUCAGAGAGAUUAUAUAUGAUUUUUUUUCACAUCCUAAUAACUAUCUUUACUUCAACUAGCUAAACUGAACAAAUGUAGUAAUAUCUGAGCACUUCCCUUGCAUUCCUAACAGAUAUUUAUUACAGAAGGGGCUGACAGCCUAGGGAUAUUGGCAAGUGUCUACGUGGCAAACCAGGGAAAAUUUUUGUAAACACAUUGUUAACUUUAUACAUUUCACAUGUGGUAAGCACAGCUCGUUGAGAAAGUACAGAUUAUAGAAUGUAUAGAAAACCAGUUAUAAAGUUAAAUACUCCUAGGCCAAGACAAUCUGAUUUUGAAAGCCCUCCACUUUUUGUAUUACCGUUGCAAAGUGCUUUGGUUUACCUUGGUGGAUUUUUUUGGUCAAAGUUCACAUAAAUUAAUGAAUCUUUGCAUAAAUUUCAGAGAACUAAAAAACUGCAGUAGACUCUUUAGGGAUAAUACUAAGGAGAUACCUUUAUGCCACACAACAGUGAAAGAGAUCCAUGCAGCGUGUGCUUUUAUUGUAAGCCUUGGGGCAAGUAAAGGUAAAGAUUCUACAGAAUACAGUAUGCUGGCAUUGAUGCAAUUAAUAUUCCCCCCAAAGUUAGUCACAGCUGCUGUUAGUAAAAUGCACAACGUUGUUUAGAACACAGAACAUUACUAGCUUUGCUUGACAACAUAUGCAAUGGUGACUUAUUAGGUACAAACAGUUAUGUGUAGUAGUGAUCAGAUACACUGAAUAUAGUUACGCAAAAUAUUUACAGUUUAAAUUUUGGUAGAAGCAAUUCUUAACAGAUCAAAUAAAUUUAGGGCCUGCUCAUGUGCACCCUGAGCUCCUACUGAAGUAAUUGGGAUUUGAGAGCACACAACACCUAGUUGUGAGAGAAGAACACCUUUUGAGAGAAGCUUCUUUCAUCAAAAAUACAGAAUAUCUGAGCUUUACAAGUAUGCCUUUUUAAAUUAUAUUACAAGACUGUAAAAUUCAAAAAAAAAAAAAAAAAACUUACUAGCCAUUCCAAUAUUCUAAUUCAGGCUCCAGUUCAGCGUAAUAGUUAAGCAUCUGCUUAACUGACUGAUAUCAAUGGGACUUAAGCAGGUGCUUAAAGUUAAGUAUGUGUUUAAGUGCUUUGCUGAAUGCCAGUGGACUUAAAGCACAUGCUUAAAGUGCUUUGCUAUACUGAGAGUCUUAUUGGGUCCCAAGAGGUUUAUCAUUUUACUGUUUCUCAAGCUCUUCAGCCCAAACCCUGCUACUGGUAGCUACUUGUGUAAGAAUAUUAUAGGGCUUCUUACUUGAAAGUGAUCUUCAGUAGCCUUGCCACCCAUGUUAAGAACAUUCAGAGAACUGGCACGCUUCAUGCUGCAACCAGGAUAGUGAACAUGCAAGGAUAAACCAAUCAGAAUAAUUGAAAACUAAACUCUAAACACACAAGUAUAAUAAUAGUGAGGCAAACUUAAGGGAGUUUUAAUACAACCUGUGAAACCUAAUAUGAAGUAUGCUCUUUAAGAGAAAUACUUUCUAUAGUUACUUAUAUAUAUUUGCACAUUUUCCUUCUCUCUUUUAAUUCUAAGAUAUGUAUCAAAAUAACUGCCAGCCCCAUAGUACUUAAGCACAUUACGUGUUUGAUGUUAAUAUCUUUUAUGGUUCAAAUUAUUUCAGUUUCCAAAAUGUCAUCUUUCUGAAUCAAUACAUUAAUUUAACAUAUGCUCCACUUUAAUGCUCAUUUUAAAGUUAUUUAGCUAAUUUUAAAAAAUCAAAUUAUUCAGACGUAGUUGUUUAGGAAAUGUUUGUGAAAAUAAUACAUUAAUAAAUUUAUCAAAUAAGUUGUACUUAACUAGUAAAAACUAUGGAAAAACUUCUGUUUACAUAAAUAAGGCAAAAACUAACAGGUUACCACAAACAUUGCUUUUAUAGCAGAUUUUUUUAAAAGCUUGCUAAGUCUAUUUUGAAGUGAAGGACAAUACAAGAUUGUUGCUACUAUUAACUUUUGUCAUGCUUGUGGCCAUAGCGUGCUUCAAUCAGUGGUAGUCCUAAAAUCUAAAAUGGUCUUCUGAAAGCAAUACACCACAAAGAUAAUACAAUCAAUUUAAGCCCUUGUUAUUUUAGAAGGGCUAUUGCUAAUCAAGAUAACUCUGUAUUAACUAUUUUAUAUCAUCAUCAACUUCUGCAUUCUUGAGGAUAAGGAUUAAUAAUUGCUUUCAUCUUGAUCUUUACUAAAGAUUAUUCAAACAUCUACAACAUUUAAGACUAAAAUAUUUAAAUGUGAGGUUAUAUACAUUUUAAGUUAAGAGUAUUAAAUAGUCCCCAAUGUCAGAAGAUUUUGCUGAAAUGGUACAAUAUGAAUUGGCUAUUCCCCAUCCCAAAUACCUGUAUGUCACCUAGAACACAGUGCUCUGUUGGUAUGGGAUCACUAGGUCUUUUUAUGAUUUGACAGUGUCUAAAGGAGCACCUUAAAUAAAAUAAUUUUGUCACGCUAUUAACACCAAAGUUACGCCCCAAUCCUGCAGUGUGAUCUGCAGAGGUGGCUCCCUGCACCCAUGUGUGGAGGUCUCUCUGCAGAGCUCAUAUUGCACAAUAAGCAAGUCAUUAGUCCCACUGAAAUCAACAGGACUACUCAGACAUAAAGGUAAGCAUGCGUUUAAGAUAAGAAUGUGCUUAAGUGCUCUGACAGAUCUGAGCCCAAAUAAUGUGUUAUGUCUGGAAUACUGAAACUAAAAUACAAAAUACCUAUACACAUAAAUGCAGGCAGCAGCUACACAAUGUAAGUAUACUACAUUUUUAAAGCAAUUAAUUUUGAAUGUUUCAGAUAGCAGAAUGCACAUAAUUUAAAAUAUGACAUAAGUGUUAGCAACAAAAAAGAAGCAAUGAAUCAUGCAUGGUUUAUACCUCUCUGUUAUUUAUUUACAUAAAAUAUACAAUUAAGGUUACACAUGAAAGUCAAAGUAUGUUAAUUGGUAAAAACACACAUACAAAACAUCACAAAUGAAAAUCUCUUUUCAAAAAGGAAGAGCAUAAAGGUUUAUUAAAAACAAAAUCCAAACUCCAGG
Molecule: messenger RNA, 12678 nt
Organism: Chelonia mydas (Green sea turtle)
Lineage: Eukaryota; Metazoa; Chordata; Testudines; Cheloniidae
Gene: XRCC3
Product: X-ray repair cross complementing 3
Exons: 9
Coding region: 476-1576 (366 amino acids)
Biological process (GO): t-circle formation; telomere maintenance via recombination; double-strand break repair via synthesis-dependent strand annealing
Cellular component (GO): Rad51C-XRCC3 complex; replication fork
Molecular function (GO): four-way junction DNA binding; ATP binding; ATP-dependent DNA damage sensor activity
Source: RefSeq, a predicted model, not a curated record